Messenger RNA from Trichogramma pretiosum, 480 nucleotides. RefSeq names its product zinc finger protein 585B-like. Gene Ontology annotation, cellular component: nucleus. Gene Ontology annotation, biological process: regulation of transcription by RNA polymerase II. Lineage: Eukaryota; Metazoa; Arthropoda; Insecta; Hymenoptera; Trichogrammatidae. The record is from RefSeq and is a predicted model, not a curated record. Gene Ontology annotation, molecular function: DNA-binding transcription factor activity, RNA polymerase II-specific; RNA polymerase II cis-regulatory region sequence-specific DNA binding. Bases 1 to 480 code for a protein of 159 amino acids. The transcript has 3 exons.
AUGAAAAAGAGUGAGGAUAAAUCAGAGGAAGUUGUUUCUGAAGAUGAUUCAAACAAAAAAAUUUUCCACGAAGUUUUCAGAGAUUACUUAUGUGAAAAGUGCGCCCAGAGAUUUGAAAGUAAAAAAAGUCUGGUCACUCAUAUAAAGACGGUACAUGAUGGUCGCAAAGAUUUAAAAUUCAAUGGGUGCGAGUAUCAAUUAGAGAGAGUACACAAUGGUUGGAAAGAUUACGUGUGUGAUAAUUGUGAGAAAAAAUUUGGAGAUCGGAGCAACUUGAGAAAACAUCAAAUAAUAGUUCACGAGGGUCGCAAAGAUUACUUAUGCGACAAUUGCGGUAAGGUAUUUGGAUUAAGAUCGAAUUUAGUUAAGCACCAAAGGACAGUUCACAAAGGUCGUAAAGAUUACGUCUGCGAUCUGUGCGAGAAAAAAUUUGGACAAAAAUCGAAUUUACUCGCUCACCAAAAGGCAAUUUACGCGUAA